UUAUCAUUGAUGCAGUUAUUAAUAAUAACAGUCCAAAAGACGAAUGGUGGAAUGAUUCAUUUGUUUAUCAGUUAUAUAUUCGUAGUUUCAAGGACAGUAAUGGUGAUGGUCUUGGCGAUUUUAAAGGCAUCACAAGUAAAUUGGAGCAUAUCAAAGAUUUGGGAAUGACAACUGUAUGGAUAAAUCCAUUUUAUCCAAGUCCAAUGGUUGAUUUUGGAUAUGACAUUACAAAUUACACAGGUAUUGAUCCACUUUUUGGUAAUUUUAAUGAUUUCGAUGAACUUAUUAAAAAAGCAAAAAUAUUAAAUAUUAAAAUUGUUAUUGACUUUGUGCCAAAUCACACAUCUGAUCAACAUCCUUGGUUUUUAAAAAGUGUUAAAAGAAUAAAACCGUAUGAUGAUUAUUACGUUUGGUUCGAUGGAAAAAUAGUCAAUGGAACUAGACAACCACCAACUAAUUGGCUAAGUGUUUUUCAUACUUUAGCAUGGACUUGGAAUGACCAACGAAAACAGUAUUACUAUCAUGGAUUUACAAAAUCCCAGCCUGAUUUAAAUUAUCGUAAUCCAAAUGUUAAUGAAGAGAUAAAAAAAAAUUUAAAAUUUUGGCUUGAUAAAGGAAUUGAUGGUUUUCGAAUUGACACGAUUCCCAGUCUUGUUGAAGGAAAUCCAAAUGAAGAUUUUCCAUUGACAGAUCAGCCAAAAUGGCCCAAUACAGAUCUACCUGAUAGUGAUUAUUAUAGUCAAGUACGAACGUACUCGUAUGAUCCAAGAGGUUCAUAUAAAAUGCUUCAAAGUUGGCGUAAUGUUAUUGAUGAAUAUUCGAGUUCAAGGAAAUUAUUAAUACCAGAGACGUAUUUUCGACCAGAAGAACUUGAAAAAUUAAUAAAUUAUUAUAAUUACGGAGCAGAUAUACCAAUGAAUAUUGUUCUAGUAGAUUUUUUUCACAAUUCUUCAUCAAUAAGUGAGUUGAUAGAGCUCAUUGAUCCUUACAUGAAAGCAGUUCCAAAAGAUAAAUCACCAAAUUGGGUUUAUGGUAAUCAUGAUCGUUCACGUGUUGCAACAAAAUUUGGACGUGAUAGAGCUGAUCAAAUGAUUAUGUUGACAACAGUAUUGCCUGGUAUUGUUGUUGUUUAUCAGGGAGAUGAAAUUGGUAUGGAGGAUCGUCCAAUGUCAUGGAAGGAUACAACAGAUCCACCUGGUUGUAAUUCUGGUCCUUUGAGAUAUAAUUUAACAUCAAGAGAUCCAUAUCGUUCACCAUUUCAAUGGGAUGAUACAACUAGUGCUGGUUUCUCGUCAAAUAAUAAAACAUGGCUACCAGUACAUGAAAAUUAUAAAACAUUAAAUCUUGCUGCACAAAAAUUAGCACGAAAUUCACACUAUCAUAUUUUUAAAAAAGUUGUUGCGUUAAAAAAAAUACGAGCUAUUCGUGAGGGUAAAAUAAAAUUUAUAAAUGUCAAUGAGAAAGUGCUAAUUGUUAUUCGAUGUCCAGAUGAAAAUCUAGAAAAUAUCGAGAGUCUAGACAGAGAUGAUUUAAUUGUUUUACUAAUUAAUUUUACUGAUACUCCUAUUGAUGUUAAUCUGGCUGAUUAUUUACAUGUUAAAAAAUUUAAUAUGAUGGUUUACGUUGCAAGUCUUACAUCACACAUUGAAGCUGGUACUCAAAUUCAAGCUGAUAAUAUUUAUUUACCACCUGCAGCUUCUGUUAUACUGACAAAGCUUUAA
Messenger RNA from Aphidius gifuensis, 1721 nucleotides. RefSeq names its product alpha-glucosidase-like. Gene Ontology annotation, biological process: carbohydrate metabolic process. Lineage: Eukaryota; Metazoa; Arthropoda; Insecta; Hymenoptera; Braconidae. Bases 165 to 1721 code for a protein of 518 amino acids. The record is from RefSeq and is a predicted model, not a curated record. The transcript has a single exon.